UUGUUUUUGUUCUAUCUCGUCUGCUGUGCUGCCCUCCUGUUUCGGCAUGUUUGACAUGGCACUAGUUCUUGAAUAUUUGAAUUAGUACUGUUUUUCGCACAAUUUAUUUCUGUAAAAUUUUUUGGCAAUAAACGUUAAAAGUGUGGAUGCAAAUUAGCAGAUUGUUCCAAAAUGUGUACUGGAGUACAAGAUAUCUGAAGUAUUCUUUUACAUUCCACCCAAUAAAAGUUACACAUAAAUUAUCACAUAAAUUAUAUUUUCUCAUAAGAUUAUCUAUGGCUAAUAACAGAUAUUGUAUAGAUCUUGCAAAGCGAGGUACUGCUGGAUGUAAGGAAUGCAAUAAAAAAAUUGAUAAGGGACUCGUUAGAAUUGCAAAGAUUAUUCCCAACCCUUUCACGGAGAGUGGAGGUGAGAUGAAGCAAUGGUUUCAUGUACGAUGUAUUUUUACUAAACUUUCAAGAGCAAGAGCUACUACGAAAAAGAUAGAGAGCACAGAUGAUCUUGAAGGUUGGGAUGAUUUGGAGGAAGACUACCAACCAGAAGUCUUAAAAUGUUUAGAAGAAUUUUCAUCAAAUUCACCUACAAAGAAAACACCUACGAAGAAAACUCCUGGAAAAGCAAAGACAGCAGAAAAUGAUGAUAAUGAUGAGCCAUCUAUGUCAGAUGAUGAAAUAACACAGGUGGAAGAUAACUCUUUCCAAAGAUUCAGGAAAAUUUGUACAAAACUGGGUAAACAUCCUAAGUAUACUGACAAGACAGCAAUUCUUGAGGAGUUUUUCACUAAAGGUUCUGAUGGUGAAAGUUUUAAAGGGAAUUUGUACUUAUGGGUUAAAAUGCUUUUGCCAGCUGUUGAGAAACGAGUUUAUAACUUGCAGACUACACAGAUACUUAAGAUUUUCAGCAAGAUUUUUCAAGCGUCAAAAGAGGAAAUGGUUGAUGAUUUACAAGAGGGUGUGGGAGAAGGUGAUGUUUCUGAAACCGUUAAAAUAUUUUUUGAGCAGUCAAAGUCUUUUAAACCUCAAGAGCAAAGUACAUUAUAUUUACAAGAUGUUGAUAAAUAUUUAGAAGAACUCUCAAAAACUGGCCAAGAAGUUGAGCAAACCAAUAUUUUAACUAAAGUUGCAAAGAAGUGUACAGCAAGUGAUUUGAAGUAUUUUAUUCGGUUCAUUAAGCAUGAUCUUCGCAUAAAUGCUGGCCCUAAACAUAUACUAGAGGCUAUUCACCCAUCAGCUUAUGAAGCUUUCCAAGCUUCUCGAAAUCUAAAGGAUAUUGUAAAACGUUGUUCGAAAUUGGGGAAAAAAGGAAAUUUGCAGAAGAAACUAGAUGUUCAAGCAAACUUGAUGACACCUGUGUUGCCCAUGCUUGCAAUGGCUUGUAAAGAUUUGGAAGAACCAUUCAAACGAUAUCCCAAAGGCUUUUAUGUUGAAGUCAAAUAUGAUGGAGAACGAGUUCAAAUUCAUAAAAGAGAUAGGGAAUUCAGCUAUUUCAGUCGUAGCUUAAAACCUGUCAUGCCACAUAAGGUUGCCCACUUCAAAGAUUAUAUACCUAAAGCUUUUCCAUAUGGCAAUGACUUGAUAUUAGAUUGUGAAAUCCUCUUGGUUGAUAAUGAUGGUAAGCCUUUGCCUUUUGGGACAUUAGGAGCUCACAAAAAAACUGCUUUUAAAGAUGCAACUGUUUGUCUGUUUGUGUUUGAUUGUCUACAGUUCAAUGAUGAAAAUUUAAUGCAAAAACCCCUAUUUGAAAGAAGGAAAAUACUUGAAGAAAACAUGCAACCAAUUAAAAAUCAUAUUAUAUUUUCUGAGUUGAAGGAAAUAGAUAGUAGAAAGAAACUGCAAACUAUUGUUGACUCUGUAAUUGAUCAAGGAUUAGAAGGAUUAGUUAUCAAAGCUAAGGAUGGAGUGUAUGAACCAGGAAAAAGACAUUGGCUGAAAGUUAAAAAGGAUUAUCUUAAAGAUGCAAAAGGCAAAGGCAUGGCUGAUUCUGCUGAUCUUGUUGUGUUAGGUGGAUAUUAUGGUACUGGAAGAAAAGGUGGCAUUAUGUCUGUUUUCCUAAUGGGAUGUUAUAAUCCACAAACAGAAAAAUGGUGCACAGUUACCAAAGUACCUGGUGGUGAUGAUGAUACUUUAAAUAAGUUGCAAAAGAGUCUAAAAAUGAUAAAAAUUAGUAAGGACCCAUCUCAAGUUCCACAUUGGUUGAAUAUAAACAAAGCAUUGAUUCCAGACUUUGUAUCAGAAAAUCCAAAGGAAUCUCCUGUGUGGGAAAUAAGUGGGGCAGAAUUUUCCAAAGCUGAAAUUCAUACAGCUAGUGGAAUUUCUAUUCGUUUUCCUCGCGUUAGCAGAGUGAGAACAGACAAAGACUGGAAGACUGCUACUAAUCUGAAUGAACUUAAGAAACUUUUUGAAGCCUCUAAAGAAAAAUCGGAACUUAUUGGUUUGAAAACUGGAUCUGAUGAUGAUGAUGGUGAAGAUGGAAAUAAAGACAGUAUUGAUAAAGGCAGUGCAAGUAGUUCAUCAUCAUCUGGAGAGACCCCAAAAAAGAAGGCUGAUGAUAGUGGGAAAAGUGUGACAAAGAAAAUGAAAACUAGUCAUGAUCCUUCAAAGAAUGAGAAGACCAAAUCUGAAGCUUCUGAGAAAACUGAUAACAAGAAAAAGAACUCUGAAGAUAGUUCACCUUCAUCUAAAAAAAAAAAACUUGAUGACAUGGCAGAAAAAAUUCCUAAAAAGGCACCAACAAAAAAAUCUAUACUACCGGAUCUGUUUACUGGUGUAAAACUUCACAUUCCUUCAUCUGUAGAAAAAUCUGAAGAUUUACGCCGCUAUUUCAUCGCUUAUGAUGGUAGUAUAUUGAAAGACCAUGAAACCACGGAAGCUAGUCAUGUGAUUUAUACCAGUGAAAACAGGAAUGGGUCCAUUCCUAAAAAAGCAGAAAAAGUCACUGUGGAUUGGCUUUGGGAUAGCAUAAAAUUACAAAAGAGACUUCCUACGAAAAUGUAUAAACCAAAAUCAUAAAAUUGACAAUAUUAAAAGAUACAUUUAUAUUUUCAGAAUGUGUAUAUUUCUCACCUUUUAACUUCGUGUAAGCUGCAUAUUUUUUU
Messenger RNA from Argiope bruennichi, 3094 nucleotides. RefSeq names its product DNA ligase 3-like (gene DNAlig3). NCBI's taxonomy places the organism in Eukaryota, Metazoa, Arthropoda, Arachnida, Araneae, Araneidae. Gene Ontology annotation, cellular component: DNA ligase III-XRCC1 complex. Gene Ontology annotation, biological process: lagging strand elongation; DNA recombination; mitochondrial DNA repair. Gene Ontology annotation, molecular function: DNA binding; ATP binding; zinc ion binding. The coding region runs from base 147 to 3008 and encodes 953 amino acids. The record is from RefSeq and is a predicted model, not a curated record. The transcript has 26 exons.